Molecule: messenger RNA, 618 nt
Organism: Diutina rugosa
Lineage: Eukaryota; Fungi; Ascomycota; Pichiomycetes; Serinales; Debaryomycetaceae
Exons: 1
Coding region: 1-618 (205 amino acids)
Source: RefSeq, a predicted model, not a curated record
AUGUCAGAAACCUCCACGGAAGAGAUUCCUGACGACCAGGUGUUUCGUCCCGUGAAGGACGAAAACGGCAAUCCCACCAACAACCGGUUCAAAGUGAGCCGAGACUUGCCCGAUGACUUGGACCAGUUCAUCGAGGUCGCUCUGCCCAAGACGGGGAUUCUUUCGUGCUUCAAAGUCUACCAUCGUCAAUCACAAAUCGGCAAGAAGAAAGGCGGCGACGGCCCCGAUCGCCGCAACACCGUGCUUCCCGAUGGUUGGUUUCAGUGUCUGGUAGAGCACGAGGGCACCAUGUGUGGCGAGUGGUUCUAUUUACCGCACACAUUUAGAGGCAAUUGGCGCCACCUCAAGGCCCACGUCGAUAAACAACACCCCGAACACCACGUGGCCCAACCGAAACGCGUGGUUGAGCAAACCUUCGACCCCGUCAACGACGGGAUGGACUUUUAUGUCGCCGACUUCAUGGAAGAGUGCGGUGUGCUGCCACUGAUCUUCCUGGACGCCCGGUUCCGACGCCUUUUGCGGCCCGAGAUCUUGAAACACGUCCCCAAUGAGCAACGGGCGACCGAGAUACUCGAAAAGUUGGGCCGACAACGCAAAAAGAUCAAGAAGCUUGUUUAA